Ornithorhynchus anatinus (platypus) is the source of this 2904-nucleotide messenger RNA. RefSeq names its product cytosolic phospholipase A2 gamma-like. The transcript has 16 exons. Gene Ontology annotation, cellular component: nuclear envelope; nucleoplasm; cytosol. Gene Ontology annotation, molecular function: calcium-dependent phospholipid binding; calcium ion binding. The coding region runs from base 533 to 2230 and encodes 565 amino acids. The record is from RefSeq and is a predicted model, not a curated record. Gene Ontology annotation, biological process: glycerophospholipid catabolic process. NCBI's taxonomy places the organism in Eukaryota, Metazoa, Chordata, Mammalia, Monotremata, Ornithorhynchidae.
CCAUAAAUACAAUUUAAUGAAUGACUGACCAUUGGAGGAGGGACUAAGACUGAUGAACGGGGACCAGUGGAGAACGAGAGAUGCCAACUUCAGCUCAACCACCAAUGAGAAGCCCCGGAACUCGACAGCCAGCACGGAGGACUAAUGAGGUUUUGCUCCUGUGGGAGCAUCUUUGGAAGGGCCCAGGGAAACUGAUUGGGUCAGCCGGGGCGGGAUUAUGCGAAUGAAAGGAUGGGUUUAAAACCCCGCCGGGUACGCGACCCGUGCCCGGCCCGUGGACUGUUCUGUGCCAGGAAGGAGUGGGAUUAAGGGUGCCUGAGUUGGAACGAGGUGCGGUCACUGGACUCUCUACCCUACACCUCACCAGGAGUGGUAGCAAGCCUCCAUCCUGCCGGCGGUUCCAGGUUUGGCAGACAAAACUGCAGCCUCCCGGAGAUCGGGAAACAUCCCAAGGCGCUGCCAGCACAGGGACAGAACGGAAGAUUGACGGCCCUCUCCUUUGGCAGGAAACACGCUGCUGACUGCAGAGGAAAUGGACAAAGUUAAUAAGAGUCCAGAAAUCCUGAAUUUAACGGGCAUAUCCGAGGAGGAGAAAAAAGCCACCAGUCACCGCCAAGGGGUGAUCAAGGAACACCUGAAGAAGUGGGGCUGCAACCCGGCCAAGGUCCCAACCAUCAUGGUCCUGGGCUCCGGUGGGGGCACGCGGGCCUCCAUCGCCUGCCAGGCCACCCUGACUGCACUCGCCCAGCAUGACCUGCUAGACUCCGUCAUGUACCUCUCCGGUGUCUCAGGCUCCACCUGGUGCAUGUCCUCCCUCUACGCCUGGGGAGAUUGGUCCAAAAAGCUGGAGGAGGCAGAGGCUGAGAUGCGACAGCGGCUCACAGAGGGUUCCUGGGACCGCCGAUUUGCCCUGGAGAAGGCCAAAGAGGCCGCAAAGUUGGAGGACUAUUCUCUGACUGAUUUCUGGGCCUACUUCGUGGCGUAUGAGCAGACCAGGAAGUUGCAAGAUGAGCCCCUGACCAGCAUCAAAGAACAUUCCGAGAAGGGGGUGGUGCCAUACCCCAUCUUCUCCGCAGUGGAUAAAGACUGCCUGAAGCAAUGGAAGAAGAAAUUGCCCCAGGAGACCUGGUUCGAGUUCACCCUGCACACGGCCGGAUUCCCCGCCUUCGGCUCCUACGUCACAGCCAGCCACUUCGGCAGCAAGUUUAAGGCCGGAAAGUUGGAGUCAAGGAAUCCUGAGCGGGAACUGUCCUACCUGAGAGGCCUCUGGAGCAGUGCUCUUGGGGACUUCCAGACCAUAUUGAAAAUCAUCACAGAUGCGAUCAAGAACCUGUUCAAAGAUAUAUGUGACAAGGCGUUUGGAUCGAAAUCAGAAGGUGAAAACUGUGAAAACAUUCUCCAGAUCUUGCUCAACCUGGUAAUUGCCCACCUGGAAGAAAAAGACUUCCUCCAUCACCUGAAGGACCUGGGAGACAGCCUGACUUCUUCAUCAACUUUUAAGGAGACCAGGAUAACAACUGAGAUGUCACUCCAUGGUUGGAACAGCUCCUCCUCGGAGAACAAGGAGACAUAUCUCUCUAAGGUGGUGGAGAAGGUCUUUGAGCUGCUCCUCAAGAAAAUAAAAAGUGGAAGCUCCUUCUUCAUCUUCCUGAAGAAAACCUUUCUGUGCCUUCUCUUAUGGAACUGGGGAACCAACAACAACUUCCUGUAUAAGUUGGAAGGUAUAAACAAUUCAGAGGUGACCGAGCACGAAGUCUUCCGCCUGGUGGACGCCGGCCUGGCCAUAAACAGCGCAUACCCAUUGGCCCUCCACCCCGCCAGGCACGUGGAUCUGAUCCUGUCCUUUGACUUCAGUGCUGGGGAUCCUUUGGAGACCAUCAAGGUCACCUCAGACUACUGCGAAGCCAACGGCAUCCCCUUCCCCACCGUGGACAAGGAAAAGCUCAACAAAGACACCAAGGCGCCUUCCGACUGCUAUGUCUUCGAGGACGGAGCAGGGGCCGAGGUCCCGGUCAUCAUGCAUUUCCCGCUUUUCAACAGCAAAAACUGUGGAGGUGGAGCAGAUAUGGUAGAGCAAUGGAGGAAGAGAUAUCCCACGUUCUGCCUUUCCAACUACAGCAAGGAAGAUUUUGACGAUCUGGUGCUCAUGGCAAAAAUGAACGUCCAGAACCAAGCGGGGACGAUCAUGGAUAAGAUCAAGGAGCUGGCUCACCGUGCCUCCCACGAAUAGGGGGGCUGAGGAUGGCUGGGCCCUCGGAUCCCUCAGGGGGUCCACCAAGCUGCUUCUGGAAAGUGGGGGGGUUUGCUCAGAAAUACCCCAUUCUGAGACUCAGGGUCCUCCAACAUAGCCUAGAACCUUUGGCAGGGAGGGAGUGUCCCAGAUACCUCCGAUACCUCCCAUCCUCAUGAGGAAUUCCUCUCAGAAUUCCCUGUCCCUAGAUUCCCCCUCCUCUCUGAUUCCCUGAGAACAACACCUUCCUUACCCUUCCUCCCCCCUCCCCUGCUACAGUUAGUUACAGUACUGAUUAAGUGCCAAGCACUAUGCUGAGGACUAGAGUAGUUAGAAGACAACCAGAUUAGACAUCAUCCUCAUCCCCAUCAGGGCCCACAGUCUAAGAGGGAGGGAGAGUAAGUUUUUCUAUUUAACAACAGAGGAAACUGAGGUCCAGAGAGGAAAAUUGACUUGCUCAAGGACACCCAGCAGGCCAGUGUUGGGACCAGAAUUCGCGUCUCCUGCCUCCCAGUCCCAUACUUUUUCCACGGGGCGAUGAGAAACUAGCUUAGGUAGAGUUCCUCCAGCUGCACCAUCAACACUGGUAGUAGAGAAUCCUUGGGUGAUGGGAAACAAUCUAUAUUCUACUAGCUUGUUGACAAUUUUCAAUUAAAAUAUCCCUCCCCACGCCA